Molecule: messenger RNA, 7214 nt
Organism: Monopterus albus (swamp eel)
Lineage: Eukaryota; Metazoa; Chordata; Actinopteri; Synbranchiformes; Synbranchidae
Product: talin-2-like
Exons: 48
Coding region: 623-6928 (2101 amino acids)
Biological process (GO): cell-cell adhesion; actin cytoskeleton organization
Cellular component (GO): cytoskeleton; cytoplasm; focal adhesion
Molecular function (GO): integrin binding; structural constituent of cytoskeleton; actin filament binding
Source: RefSeq, a predicted model, not a curated record
GAGUGAGCGUGACGCCGCUUCCUUUUCUCGUCGACUAGAUAUGUGGUGGUUUUUUUGCUUUUCUGCUUUUCCCCAUCUCUCUCCACUGUAAGAUAAACGAGGAGGGGCUUGGUGCCUUGGAGGAGGCAGGCAGGCAGAGCUGGCCCGUUCGCGGUGUGUGUCGCUUAUCCUAGGCAGCUCGCAUGCAUUAACGAGUGACAGACAUCAGGGCGCACCACAGAGAGGCGGACCGCUCGGUGUUGGCUCAGCAGACGCGCUGAAAACAAUUCAUAUUAACAGCAUGCAGACGACCUUUUCACACGAUUAGCGUGGGGUGUUCCACUAUACCUCCUCCUUACUCUCCUUUGGAUUUAACAUCAGCCGAUUUGCUUCAUCUGGUGCGUUAUUAUAAGCCUGUUAACCCUGUUUCCUCGCCUAAUAUGUGACUGACUGACAGAUAAGAGGUUAUGUCGGUUGCCUUGGUUCAGCUAAUUCUACACACACUGCAAUCAAGCAGAAGCUCUGCACACACAUAACCCUUUAAUAUCAGAACAGCAGGAGCUGCUGAGGCAGGGGAAGGGCAUAACACACAUUCUGUUUCACAGGUGUAUAGGUUGGGGAGGCCAUUGCAGUACGCACCAAGAUGGUGGCCUUGUCGCUAAAGAUCUGUGUACGCCAGUGCAAUGUGGUAAAGACGAUGCAGUUUGAGCCGUCCACUCCUGUGUAUGAUGCUUGCAGAAUCAUCAGAGAGAGAGUUCCAGAAGCUCAGACAGGACAAGCCUCAGAUUAUGGCCUAUUCUUGUCUGAUGAUGAUCCCAGGAAAGGAAUCUGGCUCGAAUCUGGAAGAACCCUGGAUUACUACAUGCUGCGAAACGGAGACAUAUUGGAGUAUAAGAAGAAACAAAGGCCUCAAAAGAUCAAAAUGCUGGAUGGUGCAGUUAAAACCAUCAUGGUGGAUGACUCAAAAACAGUUGGGGAGCUGCUUGUCACCAUAUGCAGUAGAAUAGGAAUCACCAACUAUGAGGAAUACUCCCUCAUUCAAGAAGUGCCAGAGGACAAGAAAGAGGACGGAAUGGGGACGCUAAAGAAAGACAGAACGCUGCUGCUGCGAGAUGAGAGGAAGAUGGAAAAGCUCAAAGCCAAACUCCACACAGAUGAUGAAUUGAACUGGCUGGAUCACAGCAGGACAUUCAGAGAGCAGGGAGUGGAUGAAAGUGAGACUCUGCUGCUCAGACGCAAGUUCUUCUAUUCAGACCAGAAUGUGGACUCACGGGACCCUGUCCAGCUAAACCUGCUCUAUGUUCAGGCUAGGGAUGAUAUAUUGAAUGGAUCCCACCCUGUCUCCUUUGAUAAAGCCUGCGAGUUUGCAGGGAUACAGGCUCAGAUCCAGUUCGGACCCCAUGUGGAGCACAAGCACAAGCCUGGAUUCUUAGACCUGAAGGAGUUCCUACCUAAAGAGUACAUCAAGCAGAGAGGGUCGGAGAAGAAAAUAUUUCAAGAACAUAAAAACUGUGGAGAAAUGACAGAGAUUGAAGCAAAAGUGAAGUAUGUGAAACUCGCGAGGUCCCUGCAGACGUACGGAGUGUCCUUCUUCCUGGUGAAGGAAAAGAUGAAGGGUAAAAAUAAGCUGGUCCUGCGGCUGCUGGGGAUAACCAAAGAGUCAGUGAUGCGGGUGGAUGAGAAGACAAAGGAUGUAGUGCAGGAGUGGCCUCUGACAACAGUCAAGAGAUGGGCUGCCUCCCCGAAGAGCUUCACCCUGGAUUUUGGAGAGUACCAGGAGAGUUACUACUCUGUCCAGACUACAGAGGGAGAGCAAAUAUCCCAACUGAUUGCUGGUUACAUUGACAUCAUUCUUAAAAAGAAGCAGAGUAAGGAUCGUUUUGGCCUUGAGGGAGAGGAGGAAUCCACCAUGCUGGAGGAAUCGGUUUCCCCUAAGAAGUCCACAAUUUUGCAGCAGCAGUUCAAUCGAGUGGGCCGUGUGGAGCACGGCUCAGUGGCACUUCCAGGUAUUAUUCGGUCUGGGUCUAUCGGCGGCCCCGACACCUUCAAUGUGGGUACUAUGCCCUCUGUCCAGCAGCAAAUCACCACAGGGCAGAUGCACAGAGGACACAUGCCACCACUGAGUCUGGCCCAGCAGGCCCUGAUGGGGACCAUCAACAGCAGUAUGCAGGCUGUGCAGCGGGCUCAAUCUGACCUGGGACAAGUUGAUAAUCUGCCUCCACUGGGCCACGACUUGGCAUCUAGAGUUUGGGUUCAGAACAAAGUGGAUGAAUCCAAACAUGAAAUCCACUCUCAGGUUGAUGCUAUCACAGCUGGAACAGCAUCUGUGGUCAAUCUCACUGCAGGUGAGCCCACAGAAACUGACUAUACAGCAGUGGGCUGUGCCAUCACCACCAUCUCCUCCAAUCUCACGGAAAUGUCCAAGGGUGUCAAGCUGUUAGCGGCAUUAAUGGACGAUGAGGUGGGCAGUGGACACAAGCUCAUGAGUGCUGCCAGGAUGCUGGCAGGAGCUGUGUCAGAUCUACUCAGAUCUGUUGAGCCUGCAGCCGCUGAGCCCAGACAAACGGUGCUGACUGCGACAGGAAGCAUUGGGCAGGCCAGCGGGGACCUACUCCGUCACAUGGGGGAGGGCGAGACUGAUGAGAAGUUCCAGGACACCCUGAUGAAUCUGGCCAAAGCAGUGGCCAAUGCAGCUGCUAUGUUAGUCCUGAAGGCCAAGAGCGUGGCCCAGGUGGCCGAGGACACCAUGCUGCAGAACCGAGUGAUCGCAGCUGCCACUCAGUGUGCCCUGUCCACCUCACAGCUGGUAGCCUGCACCAAGGUGCUGAGCCCAACCAUCAGCUCCCCAGUGUGCCAGGAGCAGCUUGUUGAGGCUGGGAAGCUGGUGGACCGCUCUGUAGAAACCUGUGUCAAAGCCUGCCACUCGGCCAGCAGCGACGGCGAACUGCUGAAGCAAGUCGGGGCAGCGGCCGGUGUGGUGAGCCAGGCCCUCAGCGACCUACUGCAGCAUGUCCGCCACUACGCCAGCUGCGGAGAACCCAUCGGACGUUACGACCAGGCCACAGACACGAUCAUGAACGUGACAGAGAACAUCUUUACUUCUAUGGGUGAUGCUGGGGAGAUGGUGCGUCAGGCCAGAGUAUUAGCUCAAGCCACCUCCGACUUGGUUAAUGCCAUGAGAUCAGAUGCAGAGGCGGAAGUUGAUGUUGACAACUCCAAGAAACUGCUGGCUGCAGCCAAACUCCUGGCUGAUGCCACAGCUCGCAUGGUGGAGGCUGCUAAGGGGGCGGCUGCCUACCCCGAGAACGAGGACCAGCAGCAAAGGCUCAGAGAGGCAGCUGAGGGGCUCCGUGUCGCCACUAAUGCUGCAGCUCAGAAUGCGAUAAAGAAAAAACUGGUCAACAGGCUGGAGAUAGCUGCAAAGCAAGCAGCGGCUGCUGCUACUCAGACCAUUGCAGCUGCCCAAAAUGCUGCUGCUUCCAACAAAAAUACUGUCUCACACCAACAGCUUGUGCAUAGCUGCAAGGCAGUAGCAGACAGCAUUCCCCAGCUGGUGCAAGGUAUGAGGAGCAGCCAGGCCCAGCCUGAGGAGCUGGGUGCUCAGCUUGCCCUCAUCAUGGCCAGCCAGAACUUCGUACAGUCUGGAAGUAAGAUGUUGACAUCUGCAAAGUCAGCAGUUCCAACAGUAGCUGACCAGGCUGCUGCUAUGCAACUGGGUCAGUGUGCCAAAAACUUGGCUACCUGUUUGGCAGAGCUCAGAACCGCCACCCAGAAGGCUCAUGAAGCGUGUGGUCCUCUAGAGAUCGACUCAGCCCUGAAAACAGUUCAGACACUUAAGAGUGAGCUUCAGGAUGCCAAGAUGUCUGUCAUCGAUAGCCAGCUCAAACCUCUUCCUGGGGAAACACUGGAGAAGUGUGCACAGGAUUUAGGAAGUACAUCUAAGGCUGUGGGCUCUUCCAUGGCCCAGCUGCUGACAUGUGCUGCACAAGGCAAUGAACAUUAUACAGGUGUGGCUGCCCGAGAAACAGCGCAGGCUUUGAGGACAUUGGCCCAAGCAGCCAGAGGUGUGGCAGCCAGCACCAAAGAACCACAAGCUGCAGCUGCAAUGCUGGACUCGGCUCAGUGUGUUAUGGAGGGCUCGGCCAUGCUGAUUCACGAAGCCCAUCAGGCUCUUGUUCAUCCUGGAGAUGCUGAGAGUCAGCAGAGACUGGCACAGGUGGCCAAAGCAGUGUCGCAUUCCCUGAAUAACUGUGUGAAUUGCCUGCCGGGCCAGAAGGAUGUUGACAUGGCCCUCCGGAGCAUCGGCGAGGCCAGCAAGAAGCUGCUGGUGGACAUACUCCCUCCCUGCAGUAAGACAUUCCAAGAUGCCCAGACGGAUCUGAACCACACAGCAGCUGAGCUCAACCACUCUGCAGGCGAGGUCGUUCACUCUUCUCGUGGAACAAGCAGCCAGCUGGCUGCGGCCUCGGGGAAGUUCAGCCAAGACUUUGAUGAGUUUCUAGAUGCUGGCAUUGAAAUGGCAGGGCACACCCAAAGCAAGGAGGACCAGAUCCAAGUCAUUGGUAAUCUGAAGAACAUCUCCAUGGCAUCCAGUAAGCUGCUGCUGGCUGCCAAGUCUCUGUCUGUGGAUCCGGGUGCAGCCAACGCUAAGAAUCUUCUAGCUGUGGCAGCAAGGGCGGUGACAGAGAGUAUUAACCAGCUGAUCACGCUCUGUACCCAGCAAGCAGCAGGACAAAAGGAGUGUGACAACGCCUUGAGGGAGUUGGAGGCUGUCAGAGGGCUCCUAGAUAAUCCCAGCGAACCUGUCAGUGAACUCUCCUACUUUGACUGCAUUGAGAGUGUCAUGGAGAACUCAAAGGUUCUAGGAGAGUCAAUGGCAGGCAUUUCUCAGCAUUGUAAGACAGGUGAUGUGGUAGCCUUCGGGGAGAGCGUGAGUGUGGCAUCCAAAGCUCUGUGUGGGCUAACGGAGGCUGCAGGACAGGCAUCAUAUCUUGUAGGUGUAUCUGAUCCCAAUAGUCAGUCAGGCCAUGAGGGGCUGGUGGAUCGCAUACAGUUUGCAAGGGCCCACCAGGCUAUACAGAUGGCCUGUCAGAACUUGGUGGACCCGGCCAGUAGUCCUUCACAGGUCUUAUCUGCAGCCACAAUUGUAGCCAAGCACACUUCAGCUCUCUGUAACGCGUGCCGUCUGGCCUCCUCUAAAACCUCCAACCCUGUGGCUAGGAGACAGUUUGUCCAGUCAGCCAAAGAGGUGGCCAACACCACGGCCAACCUCGUCAAAACCAUCAAGGUCAACUCCCCAACUGAUCAAAACGCCUUAGAUGGGGAUUUUUCUGAGGAUAACAGGAACAGGUGCCGUGUUGCUACAACCCCACUUCUUGAGGCUGUGGAAAACCUGUCAACCUUUGCCAACAACCCAGAGUUUGCGAGCAUCCCAGCUCAGAUCAGCAAUGAGGGCUCAGCAGCGCAGGAGCCCAUUGUGCGUUCAGCCCGCUCCAUGCUCGAUAGCUCUACUUACCUUUUAGAAGCGGCCCGCUCGCUGGCCCUCAAUCCCAAAGAUCCUCCUACUUGGUCAAUACUAGCUGGCCAUUCCAGGACGGUUUCUGACUCCAUCAAGAGCCUCAUCACCUCUAUUAGGGACAAGGCACCAGGACAGAGGGAGUGUGAUUACGCCAUUGAUAAUAUCAAUAAGUGUAUCCGGGACAUUGAGCAAGCUUCCCUGGCUGCUGUUGGGCAGACCUUGCCCUGCAGAGAUGAUAUCUCCAUGGAAGCGCUCCAGGAGCAGCUGACAUCCUCUGUGCAAGAGAUUGGGCAUCUGAUUGAUCCUGUUGCUACAGCAGCUCGAGGCGAAGCUGCUCAACUAGGACACAAGGUGACCCAGCUGGCUGGUUACUUUGAUCCACUUAUUGUGGCAUCAGUGGGCCUGGCCUCAAAGCUCCAGGACCACCAGCAGCAGAUGACCAUCCUGGACCAGACAAAGACCCUGUCUGAGUCUGCCCUGCAGAUGCUCUAUGCUGCCAAGGAGGGCGGAGGAAAUCCAAAGGCCUCACACACCCACGAUGCCAUCUCUGAAGCAGCCCAGCUGAUGAAGGAGGCUGUGGAUGACAUCAUGGUGACAUUGAACGAGGCGGCCAGCGAGGGGGGCAUGGUCGGGGGCAUGGUGGAGUCCAUUGCUGAGGCCAUGGGGAAGCUGGAUGAAGGAACACCCCCUGAACCUGCGGGCUCCUUUGUGGACUACCAGACCACCAUGGUGAAGUUCUCCAAAGCCAUCGCUAUCACUGCACAGGAGAUGAUGACUAAGUCAGUAACCUGUCCUGAAGAGCUUGGUGGCCUUGCCUCUCAGGUGACAGUGGACUAUGGGCAGCUAGCCCACCAAGGACGCCUUGCUGCAGCUACUGCUCACCCAGAGGAGGUUGGUUUCCAGAUAAAGACACGGGUGCAAGAGCUGGGCCAUGGCUGUAUCUACCUGGUCCAGAAGGCUGGAGCCCUGCAGCUCAGCCCCACUGACAGCUUCUCCAAAAGGGAGCUCAUCGAGUGUGCCCGCACAGUCUCAGAGAAGGUGUCCUUGGUAUUGUCUGCGCUGCAAGCGGGAAACAAAGGCACCCAGGCCUGUAUCACAGCAGCCAGUGCUGUUUCUGGCAUCAUUGCUGACCUGGACACCACCAUCAUGUUUGCCUCAGCUGGAACACUGCACCCUGAGAAUGAAGAGUCGUUUGCUGACCACAGGGAGAGCAUCUUGAAGACAGCGAAGGUCCUGGUGGAGGACACCAAGCUGCUGGUUGCUGGAGCUGCAUCUAGCCAGGAGAAACUAGCCCAGGCUGCCCAGUCGUCAGCCAAGACCAUCACUCAGCUCACUGAGGUGGUCAAACUGGGAGCGACCAGCAUGGGCUCUGAGAACCCUGAGACACAGGUGAUAAAAAUCCAAAACACAUUUAAACUGACAAAUAAGUAAUAAAGUUACAUUUGUUUGGUCAUAUGUGCCCACAGUUGAAUGCCUUUCAUUUCUAAAAGAUUUAAAUUUUUAACAAGGCAGCAUGGACCCUGGCGUUAUACUCCAUUAUCACUGCACUACUCCCUAAUAUUAGUCAUCUACAAUGAAUGCCUUCUGUCUGUCUACACCCAGUUAUACUCUCUGUGUAGUUGCAGUUUCUUCUGAUAGACACUGUUUCUCCUCUUUUCCCUGUGUGUAUGUCUCUAUCUCUGCUUUUCGCUAAGUCUGAAGUAUCAUGACUAGGUGG